AACACCGCAUACAUUCUAAUCGCCAAGUUAAAGUUCUGAAAUUAUUGAAAACCAUUUAAUUAAUUUUCUCUAGUAAAAACUUUUUACACUAAAGUGAAAAUAUAAUCAUUUUGUACAUGAAAUCAGUGCUAUCCUUUUAUACAAUUUAUUUUUUUAAACCGUUUCCGAUUUACUUUGAUUUAUUGAAUUUUUCGGAUCGCAAUGUUAUUAAAAUUUAAUUCGAACGAAAGAUCAACAGGAUACACUAAUGGGAAAGGAAAAACAGUAAAAUUGACAUCAAGACUUCAUCGUAAAACUAUCAGAAUUGCAUCUAAGCCUGGUAAAAAGACUCCCGGAAAAAAGAUUUCUUUUGGAAAGAAUCAAAAAAACUUUCAUGCUUCGAAGAACUUUCCACCGACAACAACUUCACUUUGCGACAAUUCGAAUGACUCAGGUCUUGGCUUUGAAGAAUCUCAUCAGCACCAUCUUUCAGCAUUAGCCUUGACGGCAACCAACGUCACCAGCAACAACAACAUCAACAACAACAACGCCAAUUAUCGACAAUUGAGCGCUCUCAGGUACAGUGAAGUUAUUCAAUCUCCAAGCACUGUCACUCAACCAGUUCAAGAGAAGAGUAAAGCGAAGCGUGUUGUGACAAUGAGUAGUAACAACAGUAGUCGAUCAUCGUUGGCAGCAAGACUCAAUCAAAGCUUCUCGCUUCGCACGGAGCAUGAAGACACGUGCAACAGUGACGACUUCUCGUCAUAUUAUGCCGAAAACAAAUCAAAGCUGGGCUCUUUGUCACCAACUGACACAUUUUAUCAAAGUUCACCCGAGAAAUUAUCAUUCUCGGGUUCUGAAGGCUCAUCUCCGGUAGCAUCAAGCGACAACAGCUCGUCUCCUUUAUCAUCAGCAGCAUUGGAGGCGUUUGAAGUCUUGCCAUCAUCACUGCAAAAGCAGUUCCAUCAUACAUCGCGAGAUGGAAGUGUUCAACUUCAAAUCGUCACACAACCAGAACAACAACAUCGUGCACGUUAUCAAACAGAAGGAAGCCGUGGUGCUGUUAAAGAUCGAAGUGGUAAUGGCUUCCCCGUUGUUAAGUUGAAUGGAUAUAACAAGCCGACAACUUUACAGGUCUUUAUUGGUAACGACGUUGGUCGUGUUUCUCCUCACAUCUUUUAUCAGGCAUGUAAAGUCAGUGGUAAGAAUUCAACACCAUGCAGUGAAAUGAAAACAGAAGGCACGAUGGUCAUUGAGAUAGAAAUGAAGCCAGAAAAUGAUAUGACAGUCAUUUGUGAUUGUGUUGGAAUAUUAAAGGAGCGUAAUGUUGAUGUUGAACAUCGUUUGGGACGCAACAAUGCAUUGACAGCAACAGUAACGAGGAACAAGAAGAAAUCGACAAAAUGUCGCAUCGUUUUUCGUGUGAAAAUCAACGAAGAUUCAGAAUUUCUUCAAGUUUGCAGCAACACAAUCACAUGCACGCAACCACCAGGCGUUCCUGAAAUAUGCAAGAAGUCUUUGGACUCGUGUAGUGUAAAUGGCGGUAAAGAACUUUUCAUAAUUGGAAAGAAUUUCUUGAAAGACACGAAAGUUACUUUCGUUCAAUAUGAAGAUAAUCGUCAAAUGAAAGUUUUAUGGGAAGAAACGGUCCAACCAGACAAAGAGUAUCUUCAACAAACUCAUCUGAUUUGCGUCGUUCCAUCUUAUCCCAAUUCUGAAGGAGUUUUAGAAGAAAUUCCUGUUCACAUUUAUGUUACAUCGAGCAACAAGAAGAGCGAACUUCAUAACUUCGCCUUCACUCCUUUCAGUGAAUCAGGAUCAGGAUCGUUUUCAAAUUCUCCCGUUUCACCCACUCCAACUGAAACGAUCACAUUGAAAACAGAAUUUAUUGAUCAAACACCGAUUGUCACUGUCAUUAAUGGAGGCGAACAGCCGCAGCAGCAGCAGCAACCACAACAAGAUGUGUUGACUUCAUCACCUGUUGUUGGUCUUGUUCAAACAUCAGUUCCCGGUUCGGUCAAAAACAUGAUGUAUGGCGAUAGUCCAAUGAUUGACGUGACUGGAAUUCCAAAUUCAUUUGUCAAUCAAGAGACGCAAGCACUUAUAGCAUCGUCACAUGUCCAAGACAUUCUUGACGGCUUUAAAAUGCCAUCAAGUGAGGGAACUAUUGAGAUGUGCCACAUAAAAAACGAACAACGAAGUCCUGAACAAGCAUCUUCACCAUCGCCACCACAACCGCCUGUUGCAAUGUUAUCCCCACACACGCCACCGCAACAAUUAAGUCCAGUACAACAGCAACAAGUCGUUGAGAAUUUCCUGAAUAUGAUUGUUCAAUCAUCAGUUAUGAGCGAUCCACCGUUGAUUGAGAAUCAUCAUCAUUUGCCUCAAGAUAUUGUUCUGAAUUCUCCAUCAGUUGUAACGACGACAUCGAGUGUCAUGCAACCUGAACAGUUAACAAACUCCCCUCCGACCAUAAUGAUCAAUAAUACGAUUGCGCCGGCAUUGUGCGGUGAACCGACAAUGAUGGCAGUUCAAAUGGUGCAAAAUGAGAUGAACACAAUUGGACCAUCAUCGAUUGAAGGUCCAUCAGCAAGUUCAAUUGUUUCAAAUGCUGUGUCAGAUGCCACUGCUGAAACGCAAGCUGUUGUUAAACAAAUGAUCGCUCAAGCGGCAGCUGAAAUCUUAUCAGAGAAUGUUACUGAAAAUCAAACAACGAUCAGCAACUUUAUUUCAAAUAUUAUGCCAGCCCCUGAACAACAACAGAUGGCGAAUACUCAACAAUUGCAGCAAAUGUUAGUUCAAGAGUUAAAUGGAACAAAUACAAUAUUACAAGAUGUUGUUAAGAAAGAUGAGAAGACUACGAACACAACACAAGAAGUAGGACAAAAUGUUUUAAUAAAUGCCACACCAGUUACAACGACAACAACUUCAAUAGCUCAACCUUUCUCGCCAACAACACAAGAUCUUACAACAAUGUCGGAAAGCGACUUGAUUAGUUUUAUUAAUCCGUCUGUCUUCAUGUAGGAUUGAAGUUGAGUAAAUUCAGAUGUCUGACAUUUUAUAUUGAUAAAUAUUACAAUUAUGAUUAUUUGCUACCUUCCAUUUAAAAUAUUAAACUGUUAAGUAAUCGCUGGACUGCAGUUAUUUUAAAUAUUAGAUCAACAUGCCCUUUUAAAACAUAGUACAAUGAAGUUUGUUUUACUCUAACAUUUUUCUUUCUUUCUUUUUGUUUAGAUAUGUAGUAAAUUUCUACUCUCUCAUUCUUCAAUCCUUUAGCUAUAUUUAGUUAUUCAUAAUUACCUUCCUUCUUCUUGUUUAUGUAAGUUUCUUUAGAAUAGUCACAAAUGCAACAUAGGAGACUCAACAGAAUAGAUUUAUGAAUGUCCAUUAAAAUCACUUAUUGGUCCAUUUUUUUAAUUUUAAUCAAACAAAAAGUUAAAGUUAUUGGGAAUUAGGGAUAAUUUGUAGCUUAAUGUCACGGAGAAAGUUGAAUUAGCAGAUCAUAAAAAUAAUGUUAAAAGCAUCAUUAUAAAAACGGAGAAAGAUGCCUUGGAAGUUAUAAAAAAUUUGCCAUAACUUUGCCUCAAAAUUACAAUCAAAACAGAGAACAAUGAAGAUCGUUUCAAUGAUUGCAAAAAGUCUUUAACAAACCAGCGUAGUCUUAAAUUUAUUAUAUUGAAACAUGUGCAAAUGCAAGUAAUUUGGUAAAUUAAAAAGGAAGAAUGAAAUGUUUUCAAAAACAAAUUAAAUCUAAACAAAAUUUCUUGCGAUAGUUAAGUCAUGAUUUAAGUGAAGAAGAGAAUGGAAAAGAAAUUCUAUUUUAUGAAUGUUAAAUGUUGAAGAAAUGCUUUUAAUUGUUAAUUUAAAAUAAUAUCGUGAGGAUAAUUUAUAUUCCAGUUGAAUAACUUUAUUAAAUUGGUAAUUUUAUCAGUGACGACUUCGUGGGAAAUAAAAGAAAAGAAAGAGAAAGAAAAGCCUUAAAAAUAAAACUAAACAAAUAUCUACAAUUUCAUCAGAUUAGAGAUAAAGAAAUUUUUUGAAAAUGAAGUGAAAGAUAAUUAUUUUGUAUCCCAUUUUGACGAUAAAUGAAAAAUAUAUAUUAUUAUGCUAUAAAAUGUUGUAAUCA
Clunio marinus is the source of this 4105-nucleotide messenger RNA. The record is from the annotation of a GenBank genome assembly. NCBI's taxonomy places the organism in Eukaryota, Metazoa, Arthropoda, Insecta, Diptera, Chironomidae.